GUGACACGCCAGGGGCCAGUUUGGGAGGCUCGGCAGGGCACUUGCACUUUAACAUUCUGGCCAACUCAUUAAUUAAAUGGGGUACAGCACCACAAGACACCGUCGCCGGCCCCUAAACUGAACGCAGACAGACAAAGAAAGCGACCAGCUUCGAAGGCCUCACCCGAUCUGAUUACUCCCAACCUGGGCACACGUAUUCGACGACUCUGUCUGCACCAGGACGCCAAUCAACCGCCAAGAUGGAUCUCAACAGCCUGAGGGACACCGUAUCCAACCUGACCUUGUAUGAUCUCAAGGCGGGAGUACGCAAGGUCCAAAAUGCUGUCAUGAACUACACCGAGAUGGAGUCCAAGGUGCGCGAGGCCACGAACAAUGAGCCGUGGGGAGCAUCGUCGUCGGUGAUGCAGGAGAUCGCCAACGGCACCUUCAACUACCAAACCCUCAACGAGAUCAUGCCCAUGAUCUACCGGCGGUUCACAGAGAAGGCCGCCGAGGAAUGGAGACAGAUCUACAAAGCCCUGCAGCUGCUCGAAUAUCUGAUCAAGCACGGCUCGGAACGUGUUAUCGAUGACGCCCGAUCCCACCUCACCCUCCUCAAGAUGCUGCGGCAGUUCCACUUCAUCGACCAGAAUGGCAAGGACCAGGGCAUCAACGUCCGGAACCGCGCCAAGGAGUUGACCGACCUCCUCGGCGACGUCGACCGCAUCCGGGCAGAGCGGAAGAAGGCCCGGGCAAACAAAGCAAAAUACACUGGUGUCGAGGGCGGCGCGGGCCUUGGGUUCUCGAGCGGCGGCAGCAGCAGCCGAUAUGGUGGUUUCGGCAGCGAGAGUGGCGGCUACGGCGGCGGUGGUGGCACCUCUGCCAACUUCGGAGGGUACUCGGGCGGCGUCUAUGGUGACGGAGGUGGGUUUGGUGGUGAGAGCAGCGACUUCCGAGACACUGGUCGACGUGCGGGAGGCGGAGACCAGUUCGAGGAGUACGACGAGUUUGACGGCCACGAUGCCCCCGAGCCAGCACGCCGCAAGACAACGGAGCGGGCUGGGACCAAGAAGACGACGCCGGCGCCGGCGGCCGUCGAGCCUCCAAAGAAGAAAGAGCCCGAGGUUGAUCUGUUCUCGUUCGACGACCCCGUCCCCUCCUCGUCCUCCGUAGCCCCCGCAGCACCCUCCAACGGCUCCGGCCUUGCUGCGCUGUCUACGACUACUGCUCCAGCCGCCGCCGCCGAUAAUGACGACGACGACUUCGAUGACUUCCAGUCCGCCACACCGGCAGGGCAGACCUCUGCUCCGCAAUCAUCGGCUUUUGGAAACCCGCUCAUGACGUCGAAUGCCUCGGGCGCCACUUUUGCCGCCCCAGCGCCUGUGGCAGCCCCGGCCAACCUCAACGGCAUGAUGGGCUUCUCUUCCAUGACGCCACCUCCAGCCAGCUCGACGACGACCACCCCCGCGGCGAACUACUCUUCUUUCAGCAGCCCCCUUGCGUCCUCCACGACCAUGUCGCCCCCCGCGAACAAGCCUCAAGCCGGCGGGUACCAGCCGUCCGGGCCGAACUACUUCACCUCUGUGCAAGCUGCCACGCCUCAGUCGGCCUCGACACCGACCUCGGCGGGCGGCAUGGCGGCCUUGCGACCCACAGGAACUGGGCCAGCGGCCAAGAAGCCUGCCGGUGGUGACGCGUUCGGUGCCCUGUGGGCAAGUGCAAGCGGCACUGGUGCCAAGAAGCAGAGCACGGGAGGUGGCCCAGCACUGGGCCAGUUGGCAAAGGAGAAGAGCAGCGCCGGCAUCUGGGGUGCCCCAGCUACUGCGCAGUCGAAGCCAGCAGGUUCCAGCCAGCCCAAUACCGGAAGCUCAGGGUUGGACGAUCUGCUAGGAUAGAUCGUCAUACGAGGUAGUUUGUGACAGGCGAGGCAGCCUUGAUCGUCACUGCACAUGCCAGGCCAGGCCAGACCAGCCAGGCCACGCAGUAUAUCUGAUCAAAAGUUGAGACAUGGGGGAGAUCGGAAGGGUUGGUCGCGGGUUCGCUACAGUCAUAAUACAAGCAUAGGAGGAUCGACCAGUUUCUGAUGCGCUUUUUGUUAGACCUAAGAUCUUGAGGCGUACUGGAGUUCAAAAUCAUUUCUCUGCAGUGCAAGCUAAAUUCUAGUGUUUUUGAUGCUGCUGGUUGCCCUAGAUUGCAUGUCCAGAACUCGCGGUGCUUGACACCCAUUCCUGUCAUCCCAGCAGAUAGCACAUGUGUCAUGGGGCGGAUCUGAGAGACCGGGUGCCAACAACUGUCUAGUCAGAAUCACCAUCUGCCAUUUGCGUAGUUUGUUUGUGGUUGAAGCAUGGGCCUGCAAAAGAACCAACACUAGGUGCUUGACACUCCACAAGCAGCCUUCUUCUUAUUGCGUUGCAGCAAGUACACAGCCUCCGGCCCCUCUGUACACAUUGAUCCCACUUCGAGGCCUGAAGAGCC
Molecule: messenger RNA, 2454 nt
Organism: Diaporthe batatas
Lineage: Eukaryota; Fungi; Ascomycota; Sordariomycetes; Diaporthales; Diaporthaceae
Exons: 4
Coding region: 240-1874 (544 amino acids)
Biological process (GO): Golgi to endosome transport; endocytosis
Cellular component (GO): endosome; clathrin vesicle coat; plasma membrane
Molecular function (GO): phospholipid binding; clathrin binding
Source: RefSeq, a predicted model, not a curated record